UUCUAUUCAAUAGUCGAGAUCGCGCACGCCUCCGCUCCUUAUGGGAUAAGAAAUAAAAGAUUAAAGGAAGUACACAGUGAGGCCCCGAAAAGUUCGUGUUCAAUAAGGAAUAGGUAGUUUUCAAGAUGAGUUACUCAGCGGAGAAUGUGGUGCAGACCAGCACCUGGGCAGCGACGAGUUUCUUCUACGUGUUGCUGGUACCAGCGUUGGUACUAUGGUACGCCUAUUGGAGGAUGUCCAGAAGACGCAUGUACGAGCUGGCUGACAAAUUAGAUGGACCUCCAGGUCUGCCACUCAUCGGCAACGCUUUGGAGUUCACUGGGGGAUCAGCUGACAUAUUCAAGAACCUUGUGGCGAAAAGCGCUCCUUAUGACAAGGAAGGUGUUGUGAAGAUCUGGAUUGGACCCAGGCUGCUGGUGUUCCUUUACGACCCUCGUGACGUGGAGUUGAUCCUCAGCAGUCAUGUCUACAUUGACAAGGCUGACGAAUACAGAUUCUUCAAGCCAUGGCUUGGAAAUGGACUCCUUAUCAGCACUGGUCAAAAAUGGCGCUCUCACCGCAAACUGAUUGCCCCAACCUUCCACUUGAAUGUCCUGAAGAGCUUCAUCGACCUGUUCAACGCCAACUCCAGAGCUGUGGUCGACAAACUCAAGAAAGAGAGCGGUGCCUUCGACUGCCAUGACUACAUGAGCGAGUGCACAGUCGAAAUCCUACUUGAAACUGCCAUGGGCGUUAGCAAGAGCACUCAAGAUCAGAGCGGGUUUGAGUACGCGAUGGCCGUGAUGAAGAUGUGCGACAUCCUUCACUUGAGACACACCAAGAUCUGGCUGAGGCCGGAAUUCUUGUUCAACUUCACGCAGUACGCCAAAAGCCAAACAAAACUCCUUGACGUCAUUCAUGGAUUGACCAAGAAGGUUAUAAAGAGGAAGAAGGAAGAAUUCCAAGCUGGAAAGAAACCUUCAGUCUUAACAGAAACUGUUGAACCUACAACCACUGAAAUUCCUACAGCCAAGACCACGUCUGUAGAAGGUCUAUCCUUUGGACAAUCUGCUGGUCUCAAGGAUGACUUGGACGUCGAAGACAACGACGUAGGACAGAAGAAGCGUCUUGCUUUCCUUGACUUGCUGUUGGAGAGUUCGCAGAGCGGUGUCGUCAUUACUGAUGAAGAAAUUAAGGAGCAAGUCGACACUAUUAUGUUUGAGGGUCACGACACCACUGCCGCUGGCAGUAGUUUCUUCCUAUCUAUGAUGGGAAUCCACCAACACAUUCAAGACAAAGUGAUCGAAGAGCUCGAUCAAAUCUUCGGAGACUCAGACCGUCCAGCUACCUUCCAAGACACACUAGAAAUGAAAUAUUUGGAAAGAUGUUUGAUGGAAACUCUGAGGAUGUACCCUCCAGUGCCGAUCAUAGCUCGUCACCUCAAGCAGGAUAUCACGCUACCGUCAUGUGGAAAGCAAGUACCAGCUGGAACUACUGUGAUUAUCGCCACAUACAAGCUGCACCGCCGGCCUGACGUAUACAGCAACCCAACGAAGUUCAACCCAGACAACUUCCUGCCAGAACAAUCAGCUAAUCGCCACUACUAUGCCUUCGUACCGUUCUCCGCUGGACCCAGGAGUUGUGUAGGUCGUAAAUACGCCAUGUUGAAGUUGAAGAUCAUCCUUUCCACCAUCCUAAGAAACUUCAGAGUCCACUCCGACCUGAAAGAGUCAGACUUCAAUCUCCAAGCUGACAUCAUCCUGAAGAGAGCAGAAGGUUUCAAAGUCCGUCUAGAACCCAGGAAACGGGCACCAAAGGUCGUUUCAUAGGCACCAUUACGUUCCCAAAACCCUAUUUCUAUAAGUUACUACACUU
Ostrinia nubilalis (European corn borer) is the source of this 1854-nucleotide messenger RNA. It is a transcript of the gene Cyp4g15, whose product is annotated as cytochrome P450 4g15. Gene Ontology annotation, molecular function: oxidoreductase activity, acting on paired donors, with incorporation or reduction of molecular oxygen; iron ion binding; heme binding. Bases 126 to 1808 code for a protein of 560 amino acids. Lineage: Eukaryota; Metazoa; Arthropoda; Insecta; Lepidoptera; Crambidae. The record is from RefSeq and is a predicted model, not a curated record. The transcript is spliced from 9 exons.